AUGGUGAAAUUGGGGACGGUUUUGGUGGUUCUAGUUGUUAUUUCUAUUAGCUCCAGUCGGGCUGAUGAUUCAGAGAAAACGAAGCAUGGCCAUCAUCAUCAAGAAACGGAAAAACUAAGUCAUCAGGCGGAACAUGAGAAGAAAGUGGCAAGUGUUCAAAAUGCGAAAGAAGACAGGAUAUUCGUGACGCGUAAGGAUAGUCAAGGGCCUAGCCAUCAAAAGCCAGCAAAACAACCAACGAAAACGAAAAACAAAGUCAAAGUUGACCGCCCGAAAAAACCAUCCGAACCCGUGCCUGUUGUGGCAUCUCCGGCGGCUAAAGUGACCAAAAAACCGGAUAAACCUGCCGAGAAAGAAACUGUGGUUAAAACUGAGUCGAAGGCUCCACAGCCUCCGUUAUUUGCUUUGCUCAAUGAAAAUAAGUUAAAUGAGGCAGCAUCUUCUGUCGGAAGUGGUUCAACAGACUCUCCAACGAGGGACAGUUCAAGUUCUUCAACAGAAAGUUCUCCAACAGAAAGCGCUUCAACAGAAAGUGCUUCAACAGAAAGUGCUUCAACAGAAAGUUCUUCAACAGCAGCUAGUGAGAAUGGUGCUGGGGUUUCGGAUGAUCCAAGCACGGUGGCACCUUCUUCAGAUCUUUCUACAGAAUCAACUACAGUGGAAACCAGUUCGGUCGAUCCCUCAUCAGUCAGUGAAAGCUCAACUUCAAAAGCUGACCAGGAGCCAGCGGUCGUGGAAACUUCCGAGAGCUCACCUUCAGAUCAAAGCUCGAGUUCAGCAAGUGAAUCGGUAACGUCCACUUCAAAUUUACCACCACUAUUUCCUCAUUUUGAAAAUAUUUUGGCAAGUCUGCAACAGGUCCAAAGUUUAAGCAGCAAUCCUAACUUUACUGGUGGCGUUGCGCACGAAAGCGAACUUGAUAAAUUGCUAAAUGCAACUACGAAUGGAACUUCUGCAGCCGGAUCCAAUCCAUUUUCCUUCACAGUGCUUACGGCCUCUACGGCAUCCAGUGCGGCUGAAGUAGACUCCUCUGCAAGUGUUGCUACCGACACAUCAACAGAUAGUUCUGUGGUUACGGAUCCUGAACCACAAACCUCUACAACAGGAGAAGCUGACACAGCAUCGAAUAGCGCUUCGGAGUCUACAACGCCCGGCGAAGUAACAGAGUCAGCACAGUCGGCCAGCGAAGGAGAUUCAGUGCCAAGCAGCGUGCCUGAGACUUCCUCAUCUGCUACAGACACUUCUCCAGCAGAGUCUUCUACGGCUGCUGGUGAAAGUGAUUCGACGCCAAGUGAAGAAUCAUUGGCAUCAAGCUCUAGUAGUGGGGAUGAAUCGGAACCUACCACCGCUGUCUCUGAAUCGACUCCUGCUUCAGAAACACCCGAUUCCGCUAGUUCAACCGACGCAACAGUAGAACCAUCAACGGAGAGUUCGAAUGCAGAAUCUAGUGCAUCAUCUGCGGCACCAGUAGAACCAUCAACGGAGAGUUCGAAUGCAGAAUCUAGUGCAUCAUCUGCAGCACCAGUGGAACCAUCAACGGAGAGUUCGAAAGCAGAAUCUAGUGCAUCAUCUGCAGCACCAGUAGAACCAUCAACGGAGAGCUCGAAUGCAGAAUUUAGUGCAUCAUCUGCGGCACCAGUAGAACCAUCCACGGAUGGCGCUGGUGCAGAAUCGAAUCCUUCAGCUGCACCAUCAACAGUGGGUUCGGAUGCAGAAUCUACUGUAUCAUCUGAAGCACCAGCAGAACCGUCAACGGAGAGUUCAGCUGGAGAUUCGAAUGCAUCAACAGCGGCAUCAGAACAACCAUCUACAGUGGGCUCCGAUGCAGAAUCUAGUGCAACAUCUGCAGCACCAUCAACGGAGGGUUCAGAUUCAGAAUCCAGUGUAACUACAGCAGCUCCAGUAGAACCAUCUACUGUCGGUUCCCAGCUACCUUUCCUAACUAACAUCAGCUUUGUUCCAUUUUUAUCGUUGAAUGGUUCGUCCAAACCUAGCCAGCUACAGCAGCUUUUAGACAAAUACACCCAGAAGCUAAACAAUACACGAACUCCAAUUUCGGAUGAAAACAAACCUGGUUUCCCCAGCUUAAUGAACCCAGCUCUGCCCUUAAUCUUCCAAAAUUUUACACACAACAGCAGUCUGAUACAACUUUUAGCCUCAACCAAUAUGGGAAAUAUCAAAGAACCUUUGGAUCAGAUUACCGGUACCCUUACUGGUCUCACAUCUGGCUUCGGAGCUGGAAAUCCGUUCAGUGGAAGCACUAACUCUACUGGAGCGCCAGGUACGAAUCCAUUCGAAGUGUUAUCUGGAUUGUUUCAAGGAGGACUCAACAAUGCUAGUAGCAUCGGAACUGGUUUAUUCGGUCAGCUUCCCUCUUUGAAUACCAAUGGUAGUGCUCAAAAAAAUCCAUUAUUUGCCCCAUCACCUGGAUGGUUUAACAGACCUACUCUAAUCUACAACUUCACAGCAGCAAAUACGUCAUUUGAAAAUCUUGCACUCAACUCAAGCUUAAAAGAUCCUUCGUUGAAUGAUCCUCUGAUUAUUUCGGCAUUCCCAGCGAAACCUGCUAGUCCAGUGCAUGGACUUGGUGGUGUAGGUCAAGCAGCUUUAUUGCAAAUUUUAGCCACCAUUCCAGCGCCUGCAGACUCAACCAACGCGGGCAAUGAAUCACCGAUUCCGGCAAUCCCAGCAAUUCCUGCUGUACCUGCGAUACAAGAAAUUCCAUCAGCUUUAGGAGUCCUUAGUCCUCUCCAAGGAAAUCUCACUAACAUUUUCUUUACAAGUCCUGUCAGUGGCCUACCUUGGUCAGGUCCUGGUGCCCUCCAACAAUUAGUUGCCAAACUUCCUGCACCUUCCAACGCGGGAAAUACAAUGAAAGAUCCUCCAAUUCCAGCAAUCCCCGCAAUACCUGCAAUUCCGGCGAUUCCAGCAAUCCCGUCAAUUCCGGAGGUGCCGAACCUUCAAGGACUCACAGGAAAUCUCACCAACGCGUUCACCAAUCCACUGGGUGCCCUAACCGGUCCUGGGCAAGCGGCUCUUCAGCAAAUCAUUGCAACCGUUCCCACAACUUCGAAUACUACUAAUACGAUGAGUGAUCCUCCAGUACCAGCAAUCCCCGCAAUACCUGCAAUCCCGGCGAUUCCAGCAAUCCCGUCAAUUCCGGAGGUACCGAAUCUUCAAGGACUCACAGGAAAUUUUACCAACGCGUUCACCAAUCCACUGGGUGCCCUAACCGGUCCUGGACAAGCAGCUCUUCAGCAAAUCAUUGCAACCGUUCCCACAACUUCGAAUACUACAAACACGAUGAGUGAUCCUCCUAUACCAGCAAUACCAGCAAUCCCCGCAAUUCCGGCGAUUCCUGCAAUCCCGUCGAUUCCAGAGGUACCGAACCUUCAAGGACUCACAGGAAAUCUCACCAACACAUUCACCAAUCCACUGGGUGCCCUAACCGGUCCUGGGCAAGCAGCCCUUCAACAAAUUAUCGGCGCAACUUCAGGAAACUCAACCUCCAGUAACGCUCAAAAUGAUCCCAUCCAAGGUUCAAUCCAACAACUUACCGGUGGUUUAACCUCUGCAUUUUCGAAUCCCUUGAACGCAACCGGUGUUCCAGGAUCACCGAUCGACGUCAUCUCCAAUGGCACCAGUGCGCUCCAACAAGUCUUCAACAGCACGGCGCCAAACAUUCCUGUUUUCGGACAGCUUCUGCCGGCUCCCUCCUUUUCACUCCCUCUGCCGUCGGACAGUUCUAAGGACGUUUUAUUCCUCAGCACUCUCGAGUCGCACACCAAAGCCCUCCUUGAAAGCCUUCAAAAUGGCAACCAUCAUCCAGAAACACCUUUACCAGUCGCAGAGAUUUCCAAGCUCAUCCAACAUGUGGGAUCGCGGUUCUCCGGUCCUCUCGCAUACCCUUCACAUCUUUACGCACUGCUUCUCGCCAAUAACAUUACUCUUCCACCACCAACCGAAAACAACGAUAACAACAAUGACGCCAAAUUUGGACCACCCUUCCUGAAUGCCGCUGUUCUCAAUUGGAACGCAGUUAAUCAGUUCCCCUUCCUCGCCAGUUUGUUUGGAUCAUCUCCAAGCGCUUCCAAAAAGCCUCUCAGCACUCGACCCGUUCUCGAAUGCCCGGCUUGUUCUGCCACUUGUGGAGUCGUCAACAAUGUUCGCCAGGAGCGUAUCAUCGGGGGUGAAAUCGUGAACCCUCCCUCGAAGUAUCCCUGGAAUGUGCGAUUCACCUAUUUCGGUAGCGAUGCCGGCCAGGGAACACUUAUCAACGAUCGAGCCAUCAUAACUACUGCCUCGACCAUCCUCAACAUGCCACUGUACUCGCAGGCAGCUGCCGUCUUCAACGUGUUCGAUCGUGCUUCAACAGUGGAGCAGCACCUUGUCAAGGGCAUCGCGAAGGUCGUCGCUCAUCCCGACUUCGAUCCGAAGAAACCCUUUGACAACAACAUCGGCAUAGUGGUGCUGGAAGGGCCCGUUCCCUUUAGCGAUACACUGCGACCUAUAUGUCUUCCAACGGCCUUCGACUCGUACGGCGGAAGUCAAGGCGUGAUCGUUGGAUGGGGCUCCAAUACCGAGGAUGGUGAACCCUCCCAGGUACCACAGGAGGUCCGCAUACCCUUGUACAGCGAGAAGGAGUGCAAGAUGGCUAAUCCAGACCUGACCGGCGGUAAUCUGUGUGGAGGCGUCGUAAAGCCUGCCCCUAAUAAUGCCAUUAAAACGACCUGUGAGGGUGACGAUGGAGCGGCUCUGAUGAUACCCGCCCGCGAUAAUCCAAUGCUUCAGACGCUCAUCGGAGUGGCCAUUACGGUUCCCUACGAGGGUUGCGGCAACGUUAACCAGCCCGCCGUUUUCACGAACGUUCAGAAUUUCAUCGAUUUUAUCAUCUACCAUGGAGUUGGGUGCGGUUGUUGA
This is a messenger RNA of Uranotaenia lowii, 4920 nucleotides long. RefSeq lists its product as uncharacterized. Gene Ontology annotation, molecular function: serine-type endopeptidase activity. Lineage: Eukaryota; Metazoa; Arthropoda; Insecta; Diptera; Culicidae. The transcript is spliced from 4 exons. The record is from RefSeq and is a predicted model, not a curated record. Bases 1 to 4920 code for a protein of 1639 amino acids. Gene Ontology annotation, biological process: proteolysis.